AUGUCGGCCUCGCCACCAGGCUCGCCGUCUGGAUUCGUAUCUAGCUCAGCCGCCGACGAGAGGAUACGCGCAUCCGAAAAGCCAACAGUCGACCUAGACCCUUUCGCGCCCGACGAAAACGAGCUUGAUCCACCACUAUCCGCCAUUCAGACCGCCGAUCUCGAAACACCGCCUUUUCCUACAGCUCCUCGACUGGAUGCUUGGUCGCCUCGCAACUACUCGACUAUCUCCUCUCUGGCCGGCUCGCGAGAGCUCGGUAGGCCCGCCCUGGAUCCCACAACCAAUGCCGACAUUGCAAGUCCGUCCAUCUCGGUCCUUCUCCACAAUGCAGCAUCAGCGAGCUCUCGACAUCCGGCAAUGUCGACCUCUGCUUCUGAUUUGGAUGCGAUGCAGUCGAGCAUUGCCGACGUCGCUUUCCAUGCAGAACCACAGGGCCUGAUGCAGAUGCUCAGCCUCGUCGGAAGCACAUUCCUCGAGGCUGACAGAGAAGGCUAUACCGAAGACGAUGCAGAGGAUGCGAACAUUGCAGACCAGCCACACAAUGAAGCCUUGUUGAACGAGCACGAGGAUCGACGCGAGACGAGAGCACCGGCAGACGAACUUUCAGCGCAACAGCUUGACCUUCGGCGGCAGAGCUUUGAUCGCACAGCCAAGGGACGUUUGCAGGCUUUGACGCGAGACGGAACGUCCGACGAUGUCUCCACGCCGCAAGGCAGCAACUCGCCUUUGGAUGGCUCGGUGGCCACCAUCGGCCCUGGUCCUAGUCGGCAGAAGCGCAUCUCGCUCACCCAGAGCGACAUCAUCCCAUCGUCGCGGGAUUCGACCUUGAGCCGAGGUGUCAAGAAACCAUCCAACCUCCGAUCUCAGCUCCACACCGCAACGUCUGCGUCCGUCGCUUCCUCCGCUUCCGGUAUCGAUAACAACGACGAUGCUCAGGAUAAUGGCAAACAUCAGAGUGGCACGAACCCCUUUGACCAAGAUCCAACAGACGCACAUAGCACAUCCCUGCAGGAUCAGCACAAUCUCUCGGAAGCAGAGCAGAGAACCGAUCACGGCUCAAUUCAGCACUUGAUACGACCGUAUCUUGAUCCGCGGCCCCCAACAGAGCCUGAGUUUGACAACGUCGAACUGGACCACGACCGCCUCCUAAGGCAGCUCAAGGAUAUCUUCCAGCUGGAUGCGGCCGAGACGCUUCUGCUCGCCCAGCCUUGUUGGCUCUUCAGAUCACUGCUACUCCAAGGUCACUUAUAUCUGACGAGCAGCCACGUAUGCUUCUAUGCAUACCUUCCUUCGCGCGAUGAAAAGACGAUCAGGACCGGCAUGUUGGGCAAGCGCACUCGCAGAACACAUCGUUUCAGCAAACACUGGGCAUCGCUCAAAGGCGGCAAGCUCAGCUGGUUCGGCAAUGACAGGGAUCCCUACUUCCCGCAAGGACACAUCGACCUGCGCAAGGUCUCUGCGAUCGAGCCUUCCGACAAUCACACGGACCAUUUCAAGGUGACCACACCAGCGCGCAAAUUCACGUUCCUGACCGAGGACGAAGCAAGUAGGGACGCCUGGAUCGCAUCUCUACAAAAGGAAACCUUCCGCGCGCAGAACCAAGGCGAAAGCGUGCGCAUCAGCAUCCCGCUCGAGACUAUCAUGAAUGUCGAAACCACCUUGUCCGUCGACAGCACAGAGAUGGUCUGCAUCACUGUCGUCGACGAGGCUGGCGACUUUUCGAUCGACGAAUACUACUUCCUGCAUCUCACGAAGCCGAGCGCCUUUGUCUCGGGCCUCAACGCGCUUCUAGACCAAGCCGGAAAAGGCUCGGUCUCGUCCUUGCAGGCUGGCGAGGCAGGUCUCAGCUUCUCCAAGUUGAGCAUCCGCGACUCGACUGGAGCCGCCCAUGCCUUGACGGCUUCUCGCAAGUCGCUGGAAGAGGUGCCGACACUACCUAGGGUACGUGUUGCCCAGCUCGCAGAGGCAGCAGAUCCCGAGGCCUACCAGAAUAAAACCUCCCGCAUCGACGCUACAGGUGCUCCGGAUUCCAGUCCGAGGCAGAGUAAAGCCAUCUCGGGCGAAUCUGCCCCAACGGCUGCCAUGGCUGUACCAAUGGGCAAGCGACGUGAAUCGCAAGAUGGCUCCAACGACGCGAUCCUAUCUUCAACGCCGCGCGCUGCGCUCCUGAAUCGCCUUUCCAUGGAAUCAUCCCACACAUAUCCGCCUUCGCCGUCGGUGUCCGAUCCACCGUCGAUGUUCGGCCAGGUUCAGAAGGAAGCCGACAGAGGAUGGGCGAUUCCUGACUGGCUGAAGCAAGCGCCCGCCAUGGUAUUGGGACGCGCCUCCGAGAGCAGCUCGACAGAUACCCGAGCAGAGGCGACCACCAGCGGGACGGGCACCAGAAGGCACCGCAAAGUGCUUGAGAAGUGGUCGGACGAGAAGAGCGCCGACGAUGUCAGCCGAGGCGAAUCGAGCAACACCGACACGGAGGACGAUCAGCUGUCGCAGUCGAUCUAUUCAACGCAGUCCGCUUACUCGAUGCUUGACACAGAGGAGGAAGCGAUGGAAGCAAGCAGCCAUACCAACAUUGCUGCAGAGUUCCGAGACACCUUCGGCAUCGGAGAGGACGAGGGCCUCAUUGGCCACACACAUGCCUACCUCUAUCGAGUCUUGCCCGUAGCUGGCAGAUUCUUUGUCGCCGAGCAUCACCUUGCGUUCCGCUUUUCGGGCAUUGCGGCAAAGACGGUGGGGCGAACGCUCAUGCUGGUGCCUCUGCAAGAUGUCAUCUCUGCGGCCAAGCAUGUUGCCUUUCGACCUGGUCACCACGGCAUGGUCAUCAACAUUAGCGGCCACGAAGAGCUCUUCAUCGAGAUCUCGUCGGCCCAUCGGCGCGACGAGCUACUGUCAUUGAUCGAGUACCAGCUCGAGCUGGGAAAGGGAGGACGAGGAAGUCGAGCCUCCCGUGAGGCAGCAACUCGCGAGCGAUCCAACGCGCUCGUGCUUCGCGACCUCAGCGAAAGAAUCAACGACGGUCUGGCAACGGAUUCAAUGACUUCGUCGGCCGAUUCCUCGUCGCUUUCGCAAACGGGAUCGAAGAUGGGCAGCAAAUCGGGCAACCUAUCUCAAAUUGGCGAAGGUUCCAGCAUUCUGUCCUUCGCUCCAACCACGCCACUCACGUUCACCAUGCUGACCAUCGGAUCGAGAGGCGAUGUCCAGCCUUACAUUGCGCUUGCCAAAGGACUGCAAGCCGACGGGCACCGUGUCAGGAUCGCGACGCACGCCGAGUUUGGUGACUGGAUCCUUGGCCAUGGCAUCGAGUUCAGCGAAAUUGGUGGAGACCCCGCCGAGCUGAUGCGGAUCUGCGUCGAAAACGGCACCUUCACCGUCUCUUUCCUCCGCGAAGGUGUCACCCGAUUCCGCGACUGGCUCGACGACCUCCUCGCAUCCGCCUGGCGCGCUUGUCAAGGAUCCGACGUGAUCAUCGAAUGUCCCAGCGCCAUCGCAGGUAUUCAUGUCGCCGAAGCGCUGCAAGUGCCCUACUUCCGGGCUUUCACCAUGCCCUGGACGCGCACCCGCGCGUAUCCGCAUGCUUUCGCCGUACCUAACAAGAAGGCGGGCGGCAACUACAACUACAUGUCCUACGUCAUCUUUGAUCAGAUGUUCUGGCGCGCCUCUUCAUUCCAAAUUAAUCGGUGGCGCAAGAACCUACUCGGUCUCAAGCCAACCAACUUUGACAAGCUCGAGCAGCACAAGGUGCCGUUCAUCUACAACUUCAGCCCCAGUCUGGUGCCACGACCCCUCGACUGGUUCGAAUGGAUUCACGUGACAGGGUUCUGGUUCCUCGACAACCCGGACAACUCGUCGAGCAAGAAGUGGGAGCCGCCUGCGGACCUGGUUGCGUUCAUCCGGCGGGCGAGGGAGCGCAAGCGCAAGCUGGUAUACAUCGGCUGGGGCUCAAUCGUUGUGCCAGACGCUGAAGCUAUGACGCGAUGCGUGCUGCAGGCGGUCCAGAAAAGCGGCGUCUGCGCGAUCCUCUCCAAAGGCUGGUCCGACCGGCUCUCUGCCAAAGGCUCGACAGCUGUCGACGCUGCCGCGGCGGAAGACGUGUUCCAAGUGACAUCGGUGCCGCACGACUGGCUGUUCCCGCAGAUCGAUGCGGCGUGCCAUCACGGCGGAGCCGGCACACUCGGCGCCAGUCUCCGCGCCGGAUUGCCAACAGUGGUGAAGCCGUAUUUCGGAGACCAGUUCUUUUGGGGCCAGCAGAUUGAGAGUCUUGGUGUGGGCAGUUGCGUGCGCCAGCUGACAGCGGACGGGCUAGCGGCGGCGCUGGUGAUGGCCACGACAAACACCAAGCAGAUCGAGCGGGCGAGGAAGCUGGGCGAGCAGAUCAGGAGCGAGGAUGGAGUGGCGAAUGCGGUCAAGGCGAUCUACAGGGAUCUCGACUACGCGAGGAGCCGGGUGAAGAGGGAUACGCGGAUCGAGGGAGUACGGUCAGCGACACAGGCGAAACAGGGUAGCGCUGCGAGCACGGUCGGGAGUGGGCCGACACAGCAAGAGUCGGAGGAAGACGAGGAGGAGGAUGCGGGAAACAUCUCGGAUGAGUGGUCGGACAUUGGCGGUUCCGGACGGCUCGAUCCCGGCGCUUCCACUUUCCUCAGCUGA
Messenger RNA from Kalmanozyma brasiliensis GHG001, 4644 nucleotides. RefSeq names its product Glycosyl transferase, family 28. Gene Ontology annotation, biological process: carbohydrate metabolic process. The record is from RefSeq and is a predicted model, not a curated record. NCBI's taxonomy places the organism in Eukaryota, Fungi, Basidiomycota, Ustilaginomycetes, Ustilaginales. The coding region runs from base 1 to 4644 and encodes 1547 amino acids. The transcript has a single exon. Gene Ontology annotation, molecular function: UDP-glycosyltransferase activity; hexosyltransferase activity.